AUGGCGACUAUCAAAGAAAUCGACGAUGCGCCUGUGGAUUCACUUGGGGAUUCUGUGACGGAGAAGGACUUGGAGGUUGCGAGACCGAGGGAGCAGCAGGAAAAAGAUGAUCUGGACUGGGAUAAUAGCCCUCAUAACCCGUUCAACUGGCCAGGCUGGAAGAAAGCAUUGCAGGUCGUGAUGCUCUCCUCAUCAGCUAUACUGGCCUCUAUCGGAACAUCAAUAAUGAGUCCAGCCCGCAAUGAGCUCAUGCAAGAAUUCAAUGUCAGCAGCACCGUCGCCCUCCUCCCUUUGACGAUGUACGUCCUCGCUCUGGGCUUCGGCCCCGUCAUCGGCGGUCCUCUGUCAGAAACCAUCGGCCGCUACACCAUCUACACUGCGAGUGUUCCCCUAGGCGCGCUCUUUACCAUAGGUGCGGGCUUUGUCCAUAACAUCGGAGGGCUGUGUUUUCUUCGUUUCAUGGCGGGAUUGUGUUGGGGCCCUGUUCUUGCUGUUGCGCCGGGGACUCUGUCUGAGACGUUCAAGCCCAAGUCAAGAGGGCCUGUUUCGGCGGUGUUUAUCCUGAUGCCGUUCUUGGGACCUGGUUUAGGACCGGUUAUAGGAGCCUUUGUGGUCAACCGUAAAGGAUGGCGCUGGACGCAGUGGACGCUCAUCUUCUUCUCCAUCCUAGCCAUGAUCGUGGCAGCAUUCGCUCAUGAGACAUUUCAUCCGGCUAUAAAGCGAAGUCUGGCCAAGAAGAAAGGUCUGAAGGUCGAUGCGCCGCCGCCGAUGGCUGCGCGGCUCAAGAUGUUUGCUCUCAUUGCUGUUGUGCGGCCUAUUCGAAUGCUUCUCUUCGAGCCCAUCACCGGAUUCAUCUGUUUAUACGUGGCAGCCGAAUUUGGAACCCUGUUCAGUUUCUUCGCCGCUGUUCCGUUCACCUUUGGGAGGGUAUACCAAUUCUCUUUGGAAGAGUCAGGCCUGGUGUUCCUAUCCAUCGUCAUCGGAUGUGUCCUCGGCCUCAUCACCGUCAUGCUCUGCGACAUCUUCCUCUACCGAAAGCAAGCAGCGAAAUAUCCACCCCACCAGAUCCCGCCCGAGCAUCGUCUGUAUCCUUCCAUGAUCGGCAGCGUGGGAUUGCCCAUCGGUCUGUCCUGGUUUGCCUGGACUGCCAGACCAGGAGUUUCCUGGGCGAGUCCCGCGGCGGCGAUGAUUGUCUUUGCGUGGGGAAACCUGUGUGUUUUUGUGAGUACAAUGCAGUACAUCACGGAUACAUACCAUGGUAGUGUUGUUGCGAGCGCUGCUGCUGCGAACAGUCUUGCGCGAUAUGGCUUUGCGGGUGUGUUUCCGCUGUUUACUAUUCAGAUGUACGAGAAGCUGGGUAUCGAUUGGGCUAGUAGUCUACUGGGGUUCAUCGCGCUGGUGUUGUUGCCAGUCCCGUGGGUAUUAUUCAAAUACGGCCCGGCGAUCAGAGCCAAGAGUUCUUAUGAGACGGUGCAGUUCAAUUGA
Fusarium sp. VM40 is the source of this 1485-nucleotide messenger RNA. NCBI's taxonomy places the organism in Eukaryota, Fungi, Ascomycota, Sordariomycetes, Hypocreales, Nectriaceae. The record is from the annotation of a GenBank genome assembly.